Molecule: messenger RNA, 1114 nt
Organism: Cucurbita moschata (crookneck pumpkin)
Lineage: Eukaryota; Viridiplantae; Streptophyta; Magnoliopsida; Cucurbitales; Cucurbitaceae
Product: NADH--cytochrome b5 reductase 1-like
Exons: 9
Coding region: 94-936 (280 amino acids)
Biological process (GO): electron transport chain
Molecular function (GO): cytochrome-b5 reductase activity, acting on NAD(P)H
Source: RefSeq, a predicted model, not a curated record
UUUACUUGACCAGGACUCAAAUCCAACUCCUUAAACCCACCAUUUUUCUUCCUUCUUACCUACCCCUCAUUCUUCCAACUCCCCCAAUUUCUGAUGGAGAUCUUACAGGCUCUUGAUGCUCAGGUUCUCGUUGGCUUAGCCGCCGCCGUGGUUGCCAUUGUUGCUGGUGCCUUUUUCCUUGUCUCCUCCAGAAAACCAGCAUCCACAGCCUGCUUGGAUCCUGAGAACUUUAAGGAGUUUAAGCUUGUUAAGCGCACGAAGCUGAGCCAUAAUGUGGCAAAGUUCACUUUUAUACUUCCCAAGACCGAUUCAAUUCUUGGUCUUCCUAUUGGACAGCAUCUAAGUUGCAGGGGAAAGGAUAGCCAAGGUGAAGAGGUUAUUAAAUCUUACACCCCAGUUACCUUGGACUCUGAUGUUGGAUAUUUUGAGCUAGUCAUAAAGAUGUAUCCCCAAGGAAGGAUGUCGCAUCAUUUUCGAGAAAUGCGUAUGGGGGACUUUCUUGCUGUGAAGGGACCAAAGGGAAGUUUUAAGUAUCAACCUGGUCAAGUUAGAGCAUUUGGGAUGCUCGCUGGAGGCUCUGGCAUUACACCCAUGUAUCAAGUUGCUCGGUCUAUAUUAGAAAACCUGAACGACAAGACACAGAUUCACCUUAUUUAUGCCAAUGUUACACUUGAAGAUAUUCUUUUGAAGGAGGAAUUGGAUCUUCUUGCCAAGAGAUACCCUGAUCGCUUCCAGAUCUACUAUGUCUUGAACCAGCCUCCUAAAGUUUGGGAUGGCGGCGUCGGCUUUGUGUCGAAGGAAAUGAUUCGAGCGCAUUGCCCUGCACCUGCCUCUGACAUUCAGAUUUUGCGGUGUGGACCGCCGCCGAUGAACAAGGCCAUGGCUGCCCACCUUGAUGCUCUUGGAUAUACACCUGAAAUGCAGUUCCAGUUCUAGUUCAUGGUGACUCUUCAAUAUUUGGUGAUUUAAAGAUGAGGACUUCAACUUUCAUUCUAAAAAUUUAGUUGUAUGAGUGAGCAUCAAAGAUGUGAACUAUUAUGCGUAACUUUUAAAACAUGGCUGUGAUUUCGCAUUACAAUUGAUGUCAAUAAAAUGGGAAUAAUUUCUUGCAUUU